GUGGAGAUCGAGAAGCUGGACUACCACCAUUUCCUACCACUGCUCUUCGACGGUUUAUGCGAGACUGCCCACCCUUACGAGUUCUUUGCCCGUCAGGGCAUCCAUGACCUACUGGAGCACGGCGGACCAAAGAUUCAGCCAGUCAUUCCGCAGCUCAUCAUCCCCAUCAAGAAUGCCCUGAACACGAGGAACCGCCAGGUGAUCUGCACCACCCUGAAAGUUCUGCAGCAUCUGGUGAUGUCCGGCGACACGGUGGGAGAAACUCUGGUGCCCUACUACCGACAGAUCCUUCCCAUCCUCAACAUCUUCAAGAACAUGAACAUCAACACUGGAGACGGCAUCGACUACAGCCAGCAGAAGAGAGAGAACGUUGGCGACCUCAUUCAGGAGACUCUGGAGGUGUUGGAGCGUUAUGGGGGAGAGGACGCCUUCAUCAACAUCAAGUACAUGGUGCCAACCUAUGAGUCCUUGUUCGCGGAAAGUGAGUGA
Messenger RNA from Hippocampus comes (tiger tail seahorse), 489 nucleotides. RefSeq names its product PARK2 co-regulated (gene pacrg). The transcript is spliced from 4 exons. The record is from RefSeq and is a predicted model, not a curated record. NCBI's taxonomy places the organism in Eukaryota, Metazoa, Chordata, Actinopteri, Syngnathiformes, Syngnathidae. The annotation marks the transcript as partial. Gene Ontology annotation, cellular component: neuron projection; vesicle; cytosol. Gene Ontology annotation, molecular function: Hsp70 protein binding; Hsp90 protein binding.